Molecule: messenger RNA, 4975 nt
Organism: Striga asiatica
Lineage: Eukaryota; Viridiplantae; Streptophyta; Magnoliopsida; Lamiales; Orobanchaceae
Source: the annotation of a GenBank genome assembly
ACAAUGUGAAGACUUCAAUUUCCAGGAGAUAUGAUACGACGACGUAGCGUAAACGCCGUCAACUGCAACCCGCCGGCGGCUCAUUUGCUCAAGCAUCAACGCUGGGGGUCGGUACUUUUUACACCAAACCCACAGAUCUAAGCUGGACCCGUAUUUCCUCGUUGCCGGCGACUGUGAGGUGAUUGCUUUGGAUGGUUCCUUUUUAAAACCCGGUCCUGCUUACUAGUUUGAAGUUGAAGAUUUGAAUAUUGUGAGAUAGAAAUGGGUCGUCUGAGGCUACAAUCUAGCAUCAAUGCUAUUGAAGAGGAACCAGAAGAAUGUGAGACUACUUCUUCCAAUAAGACUGCUUUGGGAUGUAUGAUUAAUUCAGAAAUAGGAGCAGUGCUGGCUGUCAUGAGGCGGAAUGUGAGAUGGGGAGGUCGUUAUGUGUCUGGGGAUGACCAAUUGGAGCACACCCUUAUUCAAUCUCUUAAAACUUUGAGAAGGCAGAUAUUCUCAUGGCCAAAUGAGUGGCAGUCGGUCAAUCCUUCCUUAUACCUCCAGCCCUUUCUCGAGGUAAUCAGGUCAGAUGAAACGGGUGCUCCAAUUACCGGUGUUGCAUUGUCAUCCGUUUACAAGAUUUUGACCCUCGAUGUGCUGGAUGUAAAUACUGCCAAUGUAGAGGAUGCCAUGCAUAUGGUAGUUGAUGCUGUUACUAGCUGCAGAUUCGAGGUGACUGACCCUGCAUCUGAGGAAAUUGUACUAACCAAGAUUCUUCAGGUUCUUUUGGCAUGCAUGAAAAGUAAAGCAUCGGUUAUGCUGAGUAAUCAGCAUGUUUGCACUAUUGUGAACACCUGUUUCCGGAUAGUUCAUCAAGCUGGAACGAAAGGUGAGCUCUUACAGAGAAUAGCCCGCCAUACAAUGAAUGAGCUGGUUAGAUGUAUAUUUUCACAUCUUCCAGAUGUUGACAACACAGAACAAUCACUGGUUAAAGGAGGCAGUGCUAUAAAUAGUGAGACUGCGGGACUUGAUGCUGAUUACAAUUUCAGUGGCAAAUCAGUAAAUGGAGUCGGAGUUUCCGAGUACGAUGGCCAAAUCCCUUCCGGAGUUUCUAAUCUUGCAUCAUCUGGACUCAUGAGUGGAUUGAUGGAUGAAAGGAAUGCAAGUGCAAAUAAUGGGAAGGAUGGAGUUUCCUAUGACUUGCACUUAAUGACUGAACCAUAUGGCGUGCCCAGCAUGGUUGAAAUAUUUCAUUUCCUGUGUUCAUUGCUAAAUGUUGUCGAGCAUAACAGGAUGGGACUCAGGGAGAAUUCCAUAGCAUUUGAUGAAGACGUACCUCUGUUUGCCUUAGGUCUGAUAAACUCGGCUGUUGAGUUUGGUGGACGUUCUAUAAGUAAUCAUCCUAGAUUAUUGAGCUUGAUACAGGACGAACUUUUCCGUAAUCUUAUGCAGUUUGGGCUAUCUUCGAGUCCCUUGAUUCUCUCCAUGGUCUGCAGCAUUGUUCUCAACUUAUACCAGCACUUGCGCACUGAGCUGAAGCUUCAGCUCGAAGCUUUCUUUUCUUGUGUGAUCUUGAGACUUGCACAAAGCCGAUUUGGAUCUUCGUACCAGCAACAGGAGGUUGCGAUGGAGGCUCUGGUUGAUUUCUGCAGGCAGAAAACCUUCAUGGUAGAAAUGUAUGCGAAUUUAGAUUGUGAUAUAACGUGUGGUAAUGUGUUUGAAGAUCUUGCCAAUUUAUUGUCAAAGAGUGCCUUCCCCGUGAACUGCCCUUUGUCCAGCAUGCACAUUCUUGCCCUGGAUGGGCUGAUUGCCGUGAUUCAGGGAAUGGCCGAGAGAAUAGGCAAUGGAUCAGUUGGUUCUGAGCUAGCUCCUGUAAAUCUCGCCGAGUACACUCCAUUUUGGAUGGUGAAAUGCGAAAAUUAUGUCGAUCCUGAUCACUGGGUCCCUUUUGUCCGCAGAAGAAAGUACAUUAAGAGAAGGCUGAUGAUUGGAGCCGACCACUUCAAUCGGGACCCUAAGAAAGGGCUGGAAUUUUUGCAGGGAACACAUCUUUUGCCCGAGAAGCUCGAUCCCCAGAGUGUGGCCUGCUUUUUCCGCUACACCGCUGGACUGGAUAAAAAUCUCGUUGGCGACUUUCUCGGAAAUCACGACGAGUUCUGUGUGCAGGUCCUCCAUGAAUUCGCCGGGACAUUCGAUUUCCAAGAUAUGAACCUCGAUACUGCAUUGAGGCUCUUUCUGGAGACUUUUCGGCUUCCUGGAGAAUCUCAAAAGAUCCAGAGGGUGCUGGAGGCUUUCUCUGGCAGAUACUAUGAGCAGUCGCCACAGAUCUUGGCCAACAAGGAUGCUGCCCUAUUGCUCUCGUAUUCCCUCAUAAUGCUCAACACGGAUCAGCACAACGUGCAGGUCAAGAAGAAGAUGACGGAGGAGGAUUUUAUCCGCAACAACCGGCAUAUCAAUGGAGGCAACGAUCUUCCGCGCGAGUUCCUCUCCGAACUCUAUUACUCGAUUUGCAAGAACGAGAUUCGCACUACGCCAGAACAGGGGGCCGGCUUUGCCGAGAUGACUCCUAGCCGAUGGAUUGAUUUAAUGCACAAGUCCAGAAAAACCUCCCCUUACAUCGUCUCCGACUCCCGGGCCCACCUCGACCACGACAUGUUUGCAAUAAUGUCAGGGCCCACAAUCGCCGCCAUCUCCGUCGUAUUCGACCAUGCCGAGUACGAGGACGUCUACCAAACGUGCAUCGACGGGUUUUUGGCCGUGGCAAAAAUUUCCGCGUGUCAUCAUCUUGAAGAUGUCCUGGACGACCUCGUGGUGUCUCUGUGUAAGUUCACCACGCUUUUGAAUCCCUCGUCAGUCGAGGAGCCCGUUCUCGCCUUUGGCGACGAUGCAAAAGCCCGAAUGGCCACCGUCACGGUUUUCACCAUCGCGAACAGGUACGGAGAUUUUAUCCGGACAGGUUGGAGAAAUAUUCUCGAUUGCAUCUUGAGGCUGCACAAGCUCGGGCUUUUACCCGCCCGCGUGGCAAGCGAUGCUGCAGAUGAUUCGGAUAUGUCGUCCGAUCCUACUGGACACGGAAAGCCUCUAGCCAACUCCCUGUCUUCCGCUCAUAUCCAGUCCAUCGGCACACCUAGACGCUCUUCGGGCCUGAUGGGCCGAUUCAGCCAGCUUCUCUCUCUAGACACCGAAGAGCCAAGGUCCCAGCCCACCGAGCAACAGCUGGCAGCUCACCAACGCACGCUCCAGACCAUCCAGAAAUGCCACAUCGACAGCAUUUUCACCGAGAGCAAGUUUCUGCAAGCCGAGUCCUUGCUCCAGCUUGCGCGGGCCCUUGUAUGGGCCGCUGGCCGACCUCAGAAAGGCAACGCUUCCCCCGAGGACGAAGACACCGCUGUUUUCUGCCUGGAACUGCUGAUUGCCAUCACUCUGAAUAACCGAGACAGAAUCGGGCUCCUUUGGCAGGGCGUGUACGAGCACAUUGCAGGCAUAGUUCAGUCCACAGUGGUGGCGUCUGCUCUCGUGGAGAAGGCUGUUUUCGGGCUUCUCCGCAUCUGUCAGCGUCUGCUCCCUUACAAGGAGAAUUUGGGAGACGAGCUUCUUCGUUCGCUCCAGUUGGUUCUCAAGCUCGAGGCCCGCGUGGCAGAUCAGUACUGUGAGCAGAUCACUCAGGAGGUCGGCAGGCUCGUGAGGGCUAACGCGGCCCACAUCCGGAGCCCGCUGGGCUGGCGUACAGUCGCGUCACUCCUCUCGAUCACGGCCCGCCACCCGGACGCGUCCGAGCCCGGUUUCGACGCGCUCUCGUUCGUCAUGGCCGAGGGGUGCCACCUGUCCCCGUCAAAUUUCGUGCUCUGCGUGGAUGCUGCGAGGCAGUUUGCCGAGUCUCGUGUGGGGCAGGCUGACCGGUCGGUCAACGCGGUUGACCUUAUGGCGGGCUCGGUUCCGUGUCUGAUCAAGUGGGCCCGGGAGGCCCGGGAGGGAAUGCCGGGCCCGGAGUCCGAGAAGCUCUGCAGGGAUAUAGGGGACAUGUGGCUGAAGCUCGUGCAGGGAAUACGGAAGGUUUGUUUGGACCAAAGGGAGGAAGUUAGGAACCAUGCGCUUCUAUCCUUGCAGAUGUGCUUGACGGGUGUUGAUGAAAUCCGUUUGCAAAUAGGUUUCUGGCCACAGUGUUUCGAGAUGGUCAUAUUCACGAUGCUCGAUGAUUUGGCCGAGAUUGCGCAGGGUAACCCUCAGACACAGAAGGAGUACCGGAAUAUAGAAGGGACGCUCGUGCUCGCGUUGAAACUGCUCGGGAAGGUGUUUUUGCAUAAACUGGAGGAGUUGACUCAGGUGUCGAGCUUUUGCAAGCUGUGGCGUAACGUGAUUGGGCGAAUGGAGAAGUAUAUGAAGCUGAAGGUGAAGAGGGGGGAGAAGGUUCAGGAGCUGGUACCCGAGCUUCUUAAGAAUAUGCUUUUGGUGAUGAAGGCGAAAGGCGUGCUUGUGCCGACUGGGACUCUCGGUGGGGACAACGUGUGGGAACAGACUUGGCUGCACGUGAAUAAGAUUUUUCCGUCUUUGCAGUCGGAGGUUUUCCCGAGCAAUCAAGAUUUGGAGGUUUUGGGGUUGAGUCGAGAGGGUAAUGGGGAAAUGGGUUCUGCUCAAAGUGAAUGAUUGUUGGAUCUUCAUGUAUUUUUCGAAUUUAAAACUUGUUAUAAUACUGCAUUUGAUCGUUAGAUUAGUGGUAGCGAGAAGGAUUGGAGUUUGUUGAACUGGUAAUUCUUUUGCUGAGUGCUGUGUAAUGUGGGAUUGGAAUUGAUUGUCUUCUCCCGCAUAUGAAGACGACAGGAACAUUGGCUUGAUGUUUGUCCGCUUGUUGAGACAGUAGCUGACUGCUUAUAUUGUAUAGAAUGUGAAAUGCUAAUUUUUGUUUUGGUGAGAAAGAUUGCUGCAGUGUGGUUAGAACUUAGAACAACUUAUCUGCUUGAUAUUACCUUACUAAUCUAUCUUCCUUUUUAGCUUGUCC